This is a messenger RNA of Salvia hispanica, 458 nucleotides long. RefSeq lists its product as uncharacterized. Lineage: Eukaryota; Viridiplantae; Streptophyta; Magnoliopsida; Lamiales; Lamiaceae. The record is from RefSeq and is a predicted model, not a curated record.
UGAAGAAGAAAAAAUUAAAGCAAAAGGCUGGAAUUCAAAGAAAGAGAUUAAAUGGUUAAAAUUAAAAGAGCUGCUCUUGCUGAGUGCUGACACAUUCACACCACCGCCCCAUAUCUAAUCUCUACUCCUAUAAUCAAGAAUGGCGGACUGGGGCCCAGUCCUGGUGGGAGUGGUGCUGUUCAUCCUGCUGCAGCCGGGGCUCCUCUUCCAGAUCCCGGGCAACAACCGCCACGUGGAGUUCGGCACCAUGAAGACCAACGGCAAGGCCAUCACCGUCCACACCCUCAUCUUCUUCGUCCUCUACGCCAUCCUCAUCCUCGCCGUUCAUAUCCACAUCUACACCGGCUAGAUCCCCUCUUUUUUUUCUCUCUCUCAGAAUACAAAGUGUUGUUAGCUGUUAAUGACUUUCUUGUUUAACUUUGCAGAUUAAUAAUUUAAGUUUUCAUCUUGUUUGAUAA